This is a messenger RNA of Mycetomoellerius zeteki, 538 nucleotides long. RefSeq lists its product as uncharacterized. NCBI's taxonomy places the organism in Eukaryota, Metazoa, Arthropoda, Insecta, Hymenoptera, Formicidae. The record is from RefSeq and is a predicted model, not a curated record. The transcript has 3 exons. The annotation marks the transcript as partial.
AAGAGGAGAGGCAUGCAUUAUAAUCUUUUUACGGAAUUGCUUUUCGAAGAUCCAGAUAGAUUUAGACGAUGCCUUCGAAUGAAUAGCACUUUAUUUGAAGAUCUUUUAGAAAAAGUAACUCCUUUUAUUAAAAAACAGGAUACACAUUUGAGACAAAGCAUUUCACCUGCUGAGAGGUUGUCUCUCACCCUACGACAUCUUGCAACAGGGGAAAGUCAGGAAUCUCUUCGUCUCACAUUUCGGAUUGGUCAGAGUACUAUUUCAGGUAUCAUUAAGGAAGUAUGUACUGUGAUUAUUCAUAUACUACGUGAAGACUAUCUUAGAAUGCCAUCAUGUGAGGAUGAAUGGAGAGUCGUAGCUAAUGAUUUUGGUCAUCGUUGGAAUUUCUAUAAUUGUCUUGGAGCCAUGGAUGGCAAACAUUUUAAAAUUGAUCCACCAUUACAGUCAGGAUCAUUAUAUUAUAAUUAUAAAGACAGUUUUUCUGUUGUAUUACUGGCUGUUGUGGAUGCACAACUUAGAUUCAUAUAUGUAGAUAUUG